Molecule: messenger RNA, 3513 nt
Organism: Psammomys obesus (fat sand rat)
Lineage: Eukaryota; Metazoa; Chordata; Mammalia; Rodentia; Muridae
Gene: Smim30
Product: small integral membrane protein 30
Exons: 3
Coding region: 174-353 (59 amino acids)
Source: RefSeq, a predicted model, not a curated record
CUGACGCCGCCGCCCUGCUCGUCAUUCCUGUAAUGGCUGCUUUCUGUCGGGCUGUGUCACUGGUAACCUCUUAGCCUUGGCAUCCGGAGCCCCAGAGAGGGAAUAUUUCACUUUGGAGAGAAUUUUACAUAUACCGCUGUUUUGGAAAGUUCAGCCCUCAAGAUCCCAAAAUCAUGAAUUCAAUUUCAACACAACUGAUCUUAGUCCUUACUUCACUGCUUUUGAUUCUGCCUGUUGUUGAAGCAGUAGAAGCCGGAGAUGCCAUUGCACUGUUACUAGGUGUGGUUCUCAGCAUUACAGGCAUCUGUGCAUGCUUGGGGAUAUAUGCAAGAAAGCGAAAUGGACAAAUAUGACUUUGAAGGACUCUUCUGAAUUUUUCUUCACCCUGACUGCAUUGAAAACCAUUGUGCUCUUGAGGCCAAACCCAAGGUUUGAUCUCUGCUCUUCCCAGUAAGAAAGCUACUGUUGGGAGUGUGAUUCAGCUUCUUAGCUGUUUCCUCAAUGAUGAGAGCAGAUGUGGGGUGGAGGAGGCUCUUAACCACAAAGAGUGCACUGAUUAUGCUAAUUAUGUGGCCUAUCAUUUGUAUUUGCUGCUUGGGAAGGGGUCAAGAUAAGAGCGCUUAAGUUUGUAUAAGUAUUAGUUCAUACUCUCGAAUUAUCAAAGCACAUGAAAUUGGAAGAAGGAAGUGUUUGGUCAGAAUCUAGUAAGUCAACGUUGCUAUUAUAAUCACUGCCAUUUGAAUUCUAGGGGGGGGUCAUUUUCUCCACUUUUUCAUUGUUUUGUUUUGUUUUUUAAUGCUUCUUUUUUUAAUCUUUCCCUAGUUGAUAUUGUGCUUAGAUAUUAAAUUGCCAAAAAUUGAAACUUUUAUGUCAGAGAAAAAGUUUAAUGAAAAUGUACUGAACAUAUCUAAUACUAAAAUGAAAAAAGAUUUAUUAAAAAAUAACUUUAUGUUAAUUGAAUAAUAUCUCCUUUCUGAGAAGUACUGUAUUAAAUAUGUAUCUAUUAUGCCAUCAAUUCAUGUAUUUUUAAUCUGCUUAUAUCUAUGUGUGGACUGAUUAUUUAUAAGCUAAGUGUAGAGGGACUUACUACUUUACCUUAAAGGAUCACAGUGGAUGAGAAACAGGCAUCUUUGAGAUAGGAGAGGCCUCUGGGAAAAAAAAUCCAACAAUACAAAAGGAAAUGUAUUGACCUGCAUUGAUUUGUACACCAGCUAAAAGGAUGUACCUUGUUUGCCUUAGUAAUUCAAAGAGUCCCAAAACCAACAGAUUACAGAGGUUUUAAAUUCACAUUGUUGGGCCAUGGACAAAAGUCAUGGGUUAGAAUCUGUAUUUGAAAUAUCAUGAUAGGGUCAAGAAAAACUACUCAGACCUGUUGGUACUCAGGAAUCUCUUCAGGGCUUUAUGUUCCGGACACAACGUUAAUUCCUAAGUUUCAGUCUGUAGAAGUAGGGAGAGUGAGACCUGGAGCUCCAUGCUGCUUGACAAGAGUCUCCAGCCCUGUAUUUAAGUCAGAAGAUUCAGCCAGAAAGAAUUAGUCUCGUAAAUCAAACUAACCGAUAUUUUCAAUGAGAGUAGAUAAUCAAGUUGUUCUCCAAAAUGCAUUAUCCAAUCUCUCUUCGUCUAGAGAACCUUAAGAGCCUUGACUUGUGUCGGGAAAGAGGCUGUGCAAAUAAAAUCCAGUAUAUAGAUCCUUUUCCCAAAUGAACUGACGGGGCCUGCCUGAGAGUUUUGUUAACGGUGAAAGGUAGUGAGGAAUGCUUGCAUUACAAAGACAUGGAAACCAAAUCUGUUUACUGCUUUUACAGGUAUUUUAUCUUUUCACCAGAGAAGACACCAACAGUCUUGAUUUGGGUAAACUGGCAUUUAAUAAAACUCAUUGUGCAUGCUUAGGAAAAAAAAGAAUGAUACAGGUGGCAGGGUUAGCUGUCAUCUUUUCUACACCAGCUCACUGAAGCUGACUUAGAGAGAUUGCUCUCUCUUCCUUGCAAGUCUCAACUUUUCUGUGAUGGGAAAACAUCUAGUGUAAGGCAUAUUUUAAGUCGCAGUGCUUUAGUCACCUCCAGGAACUAUUUUUAUAAUAUUCAAAAUAAGAAUACAGGAAAGCAGUGUUUACCGGCAGUGUGUUUCCAAAAGUACUCCAAAAAACUGUUUUCAAAACCUGCGUUUCCCAUUUUAGGCUUAGAAGCAGAGGUAGGGGGAUAUGCUUUCUAAAAAUAGCUUUACUGGGCCAUGGAGGUGACGUAGUGUUUGCAUUUAAGGUGUUUGCAUUCAGUGAUGACCUGAGCUUGAUCCUCAGAAUCUACAGAGUGUAAGAAGAGAACCAACUCCCACAACACUCUGAAGUCCAUACCUGUUCCAUAUUACCUGGGCAUGCUCCCCACCUCUGACCUAGAUACUAAAUAAUUAUUGUUUAAUGUAAUUUUAAAGGAGGGUAGGGAAGAAUUGUCAUUUGGUUUUUUGUUUGGUUUUUUUGUUUGUUUGUUUGUUUGUUUUUACUUAGGCUAUAUUAUUUUGCCUAAAAACAAACCUGAGCUAGGUGGAUGGCUCUGUUGAUAAUAGUGCUUGCUGUACAAUCAUAAAGAUAACACCCACAUAAAAACCUGGUGCUGUAGCACAAGCCUAAAAUCCCUACCCCGGGGAUACAGAGACACGUGUAUCCUGGGGCUUGCUGCAUACCCACAAACCAAUUCACUGAGUUCUGAGUUCAGUGAGAGGCCCUGCUCCCAAAAAAUAGGCAUGGCAUAAGAAAGUCCAGUGUGUUCUGCCUUCCAUAUGUGCACACUCAUAAGUACCACACACAAAAUAACCGAAAAGAAAGUCUGAUGAUGGAUAUUAGUUUCAUAAAAUUUGCAGAGCUAAAGCCCAUCUAGGAAGCAACAGUUACAAUUUUCUUGGAUUUUGUUGUUGUUGUUGCUGUUCCUUUGUCCUUAAGUUCAGAUUCUUUCCAAUUAUACAGUUCAUUACAUUGCUUAUAGAGAAUACCUUUCAAGCUGCAGUGAGAGAAGCAGGGUUGACAGCUAGCUGUCCCUCAGGUACCUGGCACAAUGUCUGAUGUCUGAUAAAUGUUCUGCUACUUAGAUAACCUGAGUUCAGUUAAAAAGCAGAAACAAUAAAUAAAGAACUUAAGGUCCUUGACAGUAUUUUUGUUAUUUCUGCUUCACUGCUUUCAAGACUUUAUUUUUACUCUUCAGAAGGUGGGAUAUAAUGUAUGUUGUCCUGGGGAUCUUCAGUUUAUUCUAGAUUGGGGCUUUUCAGAGUUCUUAAAUUUAGAUGUUUUUGGGGGAAAAAAAUAGGAAAAUUUUGUCCACUAUUUCUUCAAAUACUUUCUCAGCCUGACCACUUCUCCUUUCAUGUUAGUACUACAGUGGCCCAAUAGUAGAUAGUUUGUUGGAGACCUAGCAGUUUAUUAGUCUUUGUUCUGUUGUUCAUACUGUGUAAUUUCCAGUGCUGUAGCCUCAGAGUUAUAACUCUACAAUUGUACUCAUUUCAAUUAAAAUGUUAUCAUUUGCUUUA